This is a messenger RNA of Oryzias melastigma (Indian medaka), 3519 nucleotides long. It is a transcript of the gene elac2, whose product is annotated as elaC ribonuclease Z 2. Gene Ontology annotation, biological process: mitochondrial tRNA 3'-end processing. Gene Ontology annotation, molecular function: 3'-tRNA processing endoribonuclease activity. Gene Ontology annotation, cellular component: mitochondrion. The transcript has 23 exons. NCBI's taxonomy places the organism in Eukaryota, Metazoa, Chordata, Actinopteri, Beloniformes, Adrianichthyidae. Bases 387 to 2864 code for a protein of 825 amino acids. The record is from RefSeq and is a predicted model, not a curated record.
UAAAUGUUCAAUUUUUCUAUGGGGGCGAAAUAUAUUUUAUAUACUUUUCUUUAAACAUGUUUAAUUAUUUACGUUUCCUGACGAUAAAAGCUAUUUUUUUUUUCUUAUUUUGAAUUUUAUUUUGACAUUUUUUGUUUAAAUUCUCACUUCGGUGUCCCGCCUUUCUGCUCUAAAGCAAAGCUGUGAUUGGCCAUCUUCAUCUCGUGCACUAACCAAUCGGCUUAUAUGUCCAACUGCAUUAACCAAUCAGCGUGAAGGUGCAUGAACGUCAUCAUUAGACGUCGGAAAUAGCGGUCCAUGUGUGACAGAACCAUCGCACAGGUGAUCGAUGAACUAAUCAAUCGAUUGAAAGGCUUCGGCGGAGUGUAGGGGGGGCGGAGUUUAGCAUGAAUGCGGUCCACGUGAAGGUCCGGCUCCUCACGUCGCUGCUCAGGUUCGGUCAGACUCCGUCCGUCGGUCCGAGCAUCUCUCCGCCCUCCUUUCGCCGGACUGUCCUGCGGGUCGUCCGGACCAUGGCGACCGUCGGUCUCCCGGAGACGAGCCGGGCGCCGGUACCACCACCGCCCGCCGCGAAGAAAGCCAAGCAGAAGGAGCCUCUGCGCCGGGUCAAGACCAAGGAGAGCCGGGUCAGGCGGGGCGACGCCAACGGACCGGCCACCGUCUACCUGCAGGUGGUCGGAGCCGGAAGCAGAGACAACGCCGCGUGCGUGUAUGUCUUCUCCGAGUUCAACAGGUACCUGUUUAACUGUGGGGAGGGAACUCAGAGACUCAUGCAGGAACACAAACUCAAAGCGGCCCGCUUGGACAACAUCUUCCUGACCAGGAUGAGCUGGGAGAACCUGGGGGGCCUUUCAGGAAUGAUCUUGACCCUGAAGGACACCGGCGUUCCCGAGUGCGUUCUCUCCGGACCUCCACAGCUGGACAAGUAUUUAAACGCCAUCAAGUCCUUUUCUGGACCUCUGGAGGAGAUCAAACUGUCGGUGCGGCCCUACACUGAGGAGAAGUACCAAGACGAAACCAUGACUGUCUUCCAGGUGCCCAUUUUUGGUGAGCGGCGGCGCUCAGCGGCGUCCAGAGACUCGUGUCUGACCGUCGCCUUUGUGUGUAAGCUUCAUCCCAAGAAAGGAAACUUCCUCGUGGCUGAAGCCAAAGCGCUCGGUUUGCCCGUAGGAACGGCGGCCAUCGGUCCUCUCAUCUCGGCGCUGAAAUCCGGACAGAGCAUCGUCCACGAAGGGAAGGAGAUCCGACCUGAGCAGGUCUGCACCCCCACCGACCCGGGACCGGUCUUCAUGAUCGUGGAGUGUCCGUCUGAGGAGUUCGUGGAGGCGGUUUGCUCCAACCAGGAGCUGAGGAGGUAUCAGACGGGUGGAACCGAAGACUCUGCGGUUCUGGUGGUCCACAUGACUCCGGAGCAUCUCCUGGAGACGGAUCAGUACAAGAAAUGGAUGGAGAGGUUUCCGUCCACAACCGAACACUUGAUCGUGAACGAACACGCGUGUUCGGUCCACAACAUCCGCAGCCACAAGAUCCAGACGCAGCUCAACAUGAUUCACCCGCAGAUCUUUCCAGAACUGAAGGCCUACAGAACCAAGGAGCCUCAGGCCGCCCUCCACGUCCCCAACAUCAGAGCCGAGUGUUUGCUCAAGUUCCAGCUUCGACCCGUCAUGGAGUGGCAGAGGGACGCCAUCCCCGCCUGCAGCUCCGAGGAGUUUGUGAAAGAAGCUUCAGAGGUCCCAAACUUCCUGGAGGAAGUGGAGAAGUGCCGGACAGCGUCCUCCUCGGACGCCGCGGAGCUUUCAGACGGGAAGUAUCCUGAAGUGGUCUUCUUAGGAACCGGGUCAGCUCUUCCCAUGAAGAUCCGAAACGUGAGCGGAACUUUAGUGAACAUCAGCCCGGCUCAGUCUCUGCUGCUGGACUGUGGCGAGGGAACCUUCGGCCAGCUCUGCCGGCAUUACGGCGACCACGUGGACGAGGCGCUGUCCAAGAUCUCCACCGUCUUCAUCUCGCACCUGCACGCCGACCAUCACACGGGGCUGAUGAAGCUGCUGUUCCAGAGGGAGCGAGCGCUGAGCGUUCUGGGGAAGGCGUUCAGCCCCGUCUGCCUGGUGGCGCCGGUCCAGAUCAUGAACUGGCUCGGUCAGUACCACGACCACUGCGAGGAGAUCCUCGGACACUUUAAUCUGAUUCCAAACCGAUGUCUGAGCGACGGCGCCGACGCCCCAAAACCCAAGACGAAGUCGUUGAUCCAGGCGAUGCUGAAGAAGAACGGUCUGCUGAAGUUUCAGACGUGCGCGGUGCGUCACUGCAAAAACGCCUUCGGCUGCAGCUUCACGCAUCAGUCUGGGUGGAAGCUGGCCUUUUCCGGGGACACCAUGCCGUGCGACGCCCUCGUCCACAUCGGAAAAGAUGCGUCUCUGCUGAUCCAUGAGGCCACGCUGGAGGAUGAGCUGGAGGAGGAAGCUGUGGAGAAGCGCCACAGCACGACCUCGCAGGCCAUCGGGAUCGGCGUGAAGAUGAACGCCGACUUCAUCAUGCUGAACCACUUCAGCCAGCGCUACGCCAAGAUCCCGCUCUUCAGCGAAGACUUCACCGACAGAGUGGGCGUGUCCUUCGACCACAUGAGGAUCCGCUUCAGAGACUUCAAAGUCCUCCCCAAACUGAUCCCCGCUCUGAAGACGCUCUUCGCCGAGGACAUCGGCGAGAUGGAGGAGCGGCGGGAGAGGAGGGAGCUGAGGUAUCCCAGAGGGGGCGGGAGCGAGGCCGCCGGCGAGCAGAGAACGUCCGGAAGCUCCGAGGACGGCCGAGGCGCCAAGAGAGGCCAGCAGGAGGCGCCGACGGACGCCAAGAGGCUGAAGAGCAGCUGAUCCCUAAAGCAGAUCAGAGAAGAGGAUUUAGUUUGUUUAAAUUAGACUUUUAUUUGGUUCUUUUAAGGAACAAAACUUUUUUUUUUUGCUGUGAGACAAAACAUAUAAACAAUACAUAUAAGUUUGAUUUUCGUUUAAUAAAAUUAAGCUUUGAUGCUUCUACAGUUAGUGUUAAAUCCAAGAGGAUUAGAUAAAACUGUCGUCUCAAAAACGAAGUGAAAAAUGAUGAAAGCUUGUGCUAAAGUCUGAAAAAUGUUCAAAAAUAUAGAAAAAAAUAAGAAUACAACAAAAAAGUUAAACUGACAGGAAAUGAUCUGAAAAUAAAAUAUUAAAGAGAUUCUGUGAACAGACUUGACGUGCUAAAGCAUGAUAAAAGCAUGAAAAUAAAGCCAAAUACAAGCAUAAUUAUUAUUUAACAUCUUUAAAAUGACAACAGGCUGAAUGAAAGACUGAACAAUGAAAGUAGAAAACAAAAUUAAGUUUCAUUAAACAUUUGUUGUGAUCGAUUCUGUAGAAAACCAAAUAACUUUAUGAAUUCAAUGUCUGAAUCAUGAAAACAACAUUUGUAAAUAAAUAUCUGUAAGAAAAUGACCAAAAGGUCCAAAGUUUUUUCUUUCUUUUGCUGUUUGACUCCAUGAAUAAAAGUUCCCAAAUA